Messenger RNA from Acanthopagrus latus (yellowfin seabream), 1424 nucleotides. Its product is annotated as bcl-2-like protein 1. Gene Ontology annotation, biological process: intrinsic apoptotic signaling pathway in response to DNA damage; extrinsic apoptotic signaling pathway in absence of ligand; negative regulation of intrinsic apoptotic signaling pathway. Bases 248 to 895 code for a protein of 215 amino acids. Gene Ontology annotation, molecular function: protein heterodimerization activity; protein homodimerization activity. The transcript has 3 exons. The record is from RefSeq and is a predicted model, not a curated record. Gene Ontology annotation, cellular component: mitochondrial outer membrane. Lineage: Eukaryota; Metazoa; Chordata; Actinopteri; Spariformes; Sparidae.
GGUACAGUAGCAGAAUUGGCCAACCGCCAGCGUGCAUCACUGCUGAGGCCACAGUCUGCAGCUGCAAAAAUGUCCAUAUUGUGUCUGUAUUCACAACUAGAGCUUUCUAUAACUCCUUAGCUGUACUCUUAAAGGGAAAACAAGCUUUUAGCAGUCGAUGCCAUUGGGACAGCUGAGAGGAAUGGCAAGAGAACCCACAGGGUUUGAUUAGGCCGGCUGUGUGUUGGAGGUUCACAGUGUGUAAAUAAUGUCGUACAGUAACCGAGAGCUAGUGGAGUCCUUUUUAAGCUACAAACUGUCUCAGAGGAACUAUCCAACCUCCCUGCUGAGGCCAGAUGAUGCCGGUGGAAGGACUGAGGCAGACAAAGCCAACUCACCAGCCACAAAUGGCCUGCUGGCCAACAGCAGCAACGGGGGCGGCCAGCCAGGUGCUGACAUAGAGGCUGUUAAAGCAGCACUUCGGGACUCAUCUGAAGAGUUUGAACUGCUCUUCACACAAGCGUUUAGUGACCUCUCCACGCAGCUCGACAUCACUCCUGACACAGCCUACCACAGCUUUAAGAGCGUGAUGGACGAGGUGUUCAAGGACGGAGUCAACUGGGGACGUGUAGUGGGCCUGUUUGCAUUUGGCGGCGUGCUGUGUGUGGAAUGCGUUGAGAAGGAUUCGAGCGAGCUGGUCUCCCGCAUCGCAGACUGGAUGACCAUGUACCUGGAUGAGCACAUCAAUCCGUGGAUCGAGAGCCAAGGAGGAUGGGACUCCUUUGCUGAGGUUUUUGGGCGAGACGCAGCUGCAGAAGCGAGGAGAUCUCGGGAGACUCUGAGUAGGUGGCUGCUGGUUGGAGUGGCGCUGCUAAUGGGAGUUGUGCUCGGUGUCCUCAUCGCUAAGAAACAGUGAAGGUGCUGCAUUUUGUCCACCGCCGCACACCCCGUGUAAUGCCAACAAGAAGAAAAACUUAAUAGUUGAUGUUUACAAAAAGCCCAGUCUGCUUGUGCACUGACAGAUUGUGGAUUGGCUGAUGCCAUUUGUGGGAGUAUCCAUAAUAUGUAGCUUGGUGAGCUGUUAUACUUCUCACCCCGCUUUGUCCUGUGUCUUUUAUUUUUUUAACACACAGCAGAGAUUAUCACUUUGUUAAAGGGUGUUAACUCUCCAGACUGGAAGUGCUUUAAAUGAACCUGAUAAGCUAAGAGACAGUGAAACAGAUUCAGCUGGUUUGAUGAGACUGCCUGUUUUUUCUGUUUUGUUCUGUUUUGUUUUCUUUUUUCCUUUGUGUGUUAUCCAAGGACCAAAUUUUACUACUUACAAACUAAAAAGCUGACAGAGAAUAUACGUCAUAUUUCCUUUUCACUGUGUAAUGCUCAGCUCCUUCUGUUGGCUGUACUGGAGUUUUAGGCAUGCUUCAAAAAAUAAAUAUAUUUAUGUUUUU